UCGAGUCGGUCAAUUGAUCAAACUAUGUAUAGGGGCAGCCGGGCCGUAUUAGCAAGCGUGACGUGCCGGACUGACCCAACACGUCUUCCUUUUCUGGCAACAGAAGAUGAGAUGUACAAGCAAGACCAGUGGUUUCAGUAGCACUACCGAGCUCGCAUAAGCUCUUUUUUCUUUUCACCAAUGGAAUCCAUGGGUUGAGUCUUGGAAUUCAUUCAUUUACCGGCAUCGGAGGGAGAAGCGGAGUCGGGAGCGGGAGGGAGUAAAUGACAGAAAGAGUAGAGAUGAAUAUGGGGACUCUAGCUCCGACCAUGUCAACUAUGAUGCUCUCGCUGCUGCCAGUCCUUCCACCAGUGAAUGCUGGCACGCGCUACUUCCCGAACCUCCCUGUCUAGGUCCUGCCGAAAAAGACUGCAAAUGAUUGACCAUCCAUCCCACUCAUAUAGGUACGUGAUCGGAUCGGGAAAUGGAUCUAACCGCGCGAAAUGGUCGCCUCGGAAUACAGGGCGCAACGGAACCAAGGCUUUGAAAAAGGCGCGAAGCGUUGUUGGCGUGUUGCGUCACAAGGGCAAGAUGAAAGGCGGGGGGCUCCAAUUCCAUUCGAAGUAACGUAACAGGAUUCGUUCAUGCACAAUCUUCUCGGGAUCCUGAGUUUUUCGAGCAAAGGUCCCAUCCUUCAAUAUCAUGAUUGGGUCGACCAGGCCAGAUCAUAAGUGAAAUAAAAUGAUCGGGUCGACCAGGUCAGGCCCGAUCAUGAGUGAAUAGAAAAUAGAAAACGUACAUUGCUGUUCCAGCGGAAAUACUUGGAAUCAUUCUACCACUUUUACUAGGAGUAGCCUUUUUAGUGCUAGCUGAACGUAAAGUAAUGGCUUUUGUGCAACGUCGAAAGGGUCCUGAUGUAGUAGGAUCGUUUGGAUUGUUACAACCUAUAGCAGAUGGUUUGAAAUUGAUUCUAAAAGAACCUAUUUCACCAAGUAGUGCUAAUUUCUCCCUUUUUAGAAUGGCUCCAGUGGCUACAUUUAUGUUAAGUCUGGUCGCUCGGGCCGUUGUACCUUUUGAUUAUGGUAUGGUAUUGUCAGAUCCGAACAUAGGGCUACUUUAUUUGUUUGCCAUAUCUUCGCUAGGUGUUUAUGGAAUUAUUAUAGCGGGUCGGUCUAGUAAUUAGGGGGCGGCCGUUCGGUCGCCUAUGAUAGAAGGACCAAUGGGUCAAAAAUAGGUUUGUGCCGCAGGUGUUGAACGAUCUACUCUACACAGGUGUGGGCUUACAGGGCUAGGGCUCAUAAACCCUUUCAUUCAUAAAGAGGCCCCUGGUCGGUAACUUUUCCGGGCCGGCGGGAUCGAGAAGUGGAAGUCAUAAAAAA
Phalaenopsis equestris is the source of this 1358-nucleotide messenger RNA. RefSeq names its product NADH-ubiquinone oxidoreductase chain 1. The transcript has a single exon. Gene Ontology annotation, biological process: aerobic respiration. Gene Ontology annotation, cellular component: membrane. The coding region runs from base 863 to 1162 and encodes 99 amino acids. The record is from RefSeq and is a predicted model, not a curated record. Gene Ontology annotation, molecular function: NADH dehydrogenase activity. Lineage: Eukaryota; Viridiplantae; Streptophyta; Magnoliopsida; Asparagales; Orchidaceae.